AUGACCGAUCAAAAAUAUGUCUUUUAUGGAACAAUAAUAGAUACACCGGAUCCAUCAACAUUGAGAAUUAGAAAGGAGCAUAUUUGUGUUGUAAACAAAGGCAGAAUCGAACUUAUCCAACCAUUUGCUAAUCGAAAUCUUGACGAACACCAAGACGUUACUUUCAUUCAUCUAAGUGAAAGUCAAUUUAUCUGUCCUGGGUUUGUCGAUUUGCACUGUCACGCACCUCAGUAUCGACAGGCAGGAAGUGCCACAGAAGUUCCACUUCUUGAAUGGCUCCGUAAAUUUACUUUUCCAAACGAAGCUCGAUGUUCUGAUCCUUUAUACGCUCGUGAUCUUUAUACGAAAUUAGUGUCUAGAUUAUUGCGCAAUGGUACAACGACGACUCAAUAUUUUGCGACGAUACAUCUUGAAGCAACAAAAAUUUUAGCUGAAAUUUGUCAAGAGAAAGGACAGCGAGCAUAUAUUGGCAAAGUAUGCGCUGAUCAAAAUUCACCAGAUUUUUAUGUGGAAACGACAGAUGAAAGUAUUCGGAAUACAGAAGAAUUGAUCCAUUAUGUUCACCAAAUGCAAAAAGGAAGAGAUGUUGCUGGAAUGAAUGCUUUGAUACAUCCUGUGAUUACUCCAAGAUUUAUACCGACAUGCUCGAUAAAUUUACUUUCUCAAUUAGGACAAUUAGCAAAGAAGCACGAUGUUCACGUACAAUCACACAUUGCUGAAACAGCAGAUGAAGUUGCAUUUGUGCAUGAUCUUUAUCCAAGCAUUGGAAACGGACGAGAUGUAGCCAUAUUUCGUGAAACUGGUCUCUUGACAAGUAAAGCAGUUUUUGCUCAUGGAAUCUAUUUAGCAGAUAAUGAGGUAGACGAAAUGGUUGCAAGUGGAAGUGCAGUAGCCAGUUGUCCAAUUGCCAACUUUCUUUUCUCCAAGGGGCUCACGGCAAUAGAACAUUGUACAAAAAGAGGAUUGAAUGUUGGUUUGGGAACAGAUAUUGGAGGAGCAUACGCAAGUAGUAUGCUUCCUGUCAUGCGAGCUGCUGUUUUUGCACACAGAACAAUGGAUUUUGUCUCGUUUGAUCGUUCACAUGCUGUAUUACCAUGUUUUCCUGAACAUAAAGAUGCUGUUAUUGAUUUUAAAUUCGCUUACUACUUGGCUACUCUUGGAGGUGCACGAGCUUUGAAUAUUGAUUCACAAAUUGGAAGCUUUGAAGUGGAAAAACAAUUUGAUGCGUUACUCAUAGAUUGCAACGUAGAAAGUCAAGCAUUUGAUUACUGGAAAGACGAUGAAAUGGAUAUUCUAUUUGAGAAAUGGAUGAAUGCUGGUGAUGAUAGGAAUAUUGCUGGAGUUUGGGUUCAGGGAGUCAAAGUAGGAUAA
Rotaria socialis is the source of this 1371-nucleotide messenger RNA. NCBI's taxonomy places the organism in Eukaryota, Metazoa, Rotifera, Eurotatoria, Philodinida, Philodinidae. The record is from the annotation of a GenBank genome assembly.